UGAGGCAGGCAUGUAAUGCUAUGAACUUCUCUCUCAGAAUGGCUUUCACUGUAUCCCAUAGAUGUUGGGUUGUUGUGUGUUCAUUUUUAUUUAUUUCCAGGUAUUGCCCUAUCUUCUAAAGGGCUCACUUGUUAUUUUGGUUACGGUGAAUUGGGGUUAGAGAGGAGAAGGCAAUGAGUUAGGGAGAAGUGCCUGAGAAUUCCAGGUCUUCCCUACCUCUUCCCCUAGCCAUCUCUCAGGGAUUCUUCUCAAGAGCCACGGAAUAUUCCCAUAGUCCUUGAGGAUCGCCACCACAGAGACUGGGAGUUGGGUUCUGUUGCUCUGGUGACCAAUUGUGUGGGGCCUCUGUAUUGGAACUGCCAGGUUUCUGGGAAGAGGCAGGCCAGGGAAGCUCAGACAUAGAGGAAGCCUUGGGGCAAAACGCAGGAGAGAGCCUAGGAGUGGAGUCAUAGUCCUGGUUCUACUUUCAUCUCAGUGAUGACUACCCUUUCAGUGUUCUUGGAUGUUCCCCCAGCUCAGAAGCUAGAAGGCAGUUUGUUAAAGAUCUACAAACAAGACGACUCCUCUAAGAAGAUGUUCCUGGCUUAUAAAGUCUGCAUGACCCAGGAAGGACAGCCCUGGGUGUCUUUCGUGGUGCACAAAAUCCGACUGCAGCUCGCCCAGGAUCCCUCCCUGAACUACGAGUAUCUACCGGUGAUGGGCAUGAAAUCAUUCAUCCAGGCCUCGUUGAGACUUCUCUUUGGAAAGCACAGCCAAGUCAUUGUGGAGAACAGGGCAGGGGGUGUGCAAACUGUUGGUGACAGUGGUGCCUUCCAACUUGGGGCCCAGUUCCUCAAAACUUGGCGUCAGGAUUCUCAAAUAGUCUACGUCAUUUCUUCUCAAAAAGAACGUCAUGGACUCAUCUUCCAGGACAUGGGCUUUACAGUUUUUGAAUUCUCCUUCUGGGACCCUGAGCAGCUGUGCAUGGACUCCAAUAUGCUCUUCAGUGUGGUGAAGCAGGCCCCAUAUGGCUGUAUCUUUGUGAUUGGGAACAUUGACCACUGCAAGAUGACACAAUAUCAGUGGACAAAGUUGAUGGCCACCAUGAAGAGAAAGCGGAUAUUCCUAUUUUUUGACAUCCCCUAUCAAGGGUUAGCUACCGGUGACCUGGAAGAAGAUACUAAAUUCUUACAAUACUUCGUGUCCGAAGGCUUUGAAUUCUUCUGCAGCCAGUCUCUGUCCAAGAGUUUUGGCAUUUAUGAUGAAGGAGUGGGGAUUCUAGCCGUGGUGACACUCAACAACCAGCUCCUGCUGUGCGUCCUCUCCCAGCUGAUGAACUUCGCCUUGGCCCUGUGGCUAAACCCUCCCACCUCGGGGGCGCGCAUUAUCACCUCCAUCCUCUGUAACCCUGCUCUGUAUGAAGCAUGGAAGCUGAGUCUAAGAGAGGUCGCAGAACACCUUUUGCUCAUCAAAGAAAAGGUUAAAGAGAAGCUCCGGCUCCUGGGGACGCCUGGCUCCUGGGAUCACAUCACUAAUCAGAAUGGGACCCAUGGCUAUCUUGGGCUCAACUAUCAACAGAUAGAAUACUUGGUCAAGAAGAAACAUAUCUACAUCCCCAAGAACGGUCGGAUUAACUUCACCUGUAUCAAUGCCUGCAACAUAGAUUACAUCACUCAGAGCAUCAACGAGGCUAUCUGCUUCACAAAGAGCUCUGGGAAAAAAAAACCCUCCAGAAAGUCGAUAUCUCCUAAUUUAGAAUAAAAGCGUGAGUCUUGCAA
Messenger RNA from Pipistrellus kuhlii (Kuhl's pipistrelle), 1757 nucleotides. RefSeq names its product glutamic-oxaloacetic transaminase 1 like 1 (gene GOT1L1). Gene Ontology annotation, molecular function: pyridoxal phosphate binding; L-aspartate:2-oxoglutarate transaminase activity. Lineage: Eukaryota; Metazoa; Chordata; Mammalia; Chiroptera; Vespertilionidae. Gene Ontology annotation, biological process: L-aspartate biosynthetic process. Gene Ontology annotation, cellular component: cytosol. The record is from RefSeq and is a predicted model, not a curated record. The coding region runs from base 478 to 1740 and encodes 420 amino acids. The transcript has 9 exons.